This is a messenger RNA of Miscanthus lutarioriparius, 1740 nucleotides long. The record is from the annotation of a GenBank genome assembly. NCBI's taxonomy places the organism in Eukaryota, Viridiplantae, Streptophyta, Magnoliopsida, Poales, Poaceae.
AUGCUGGACGGAUGCGGUGCGACCGCGCCGAACGCCUUCGUGCUCGCAGGCGUCCUCCGGUGUUGCGUGGGGCUCGGCGACGUCGAGUCCGGCAGGUGCAUCCACGGGUGGAUUCUGCGGAGCGGCGUGUGUCCGGACGUGGUGCUCUGCAAUGCAGUCCUCGACAUGUAUGCCAAGUGCGGCGACCAUGGGCGCGCCAGGAGGGCGUUCGGGGCGAUGGCCCAGAAGGACACCACAUCCUGGAACAUUGUGAUCAGGGCGUGUCUGCAGGACGGCGACAUUGUGGGGGCAAUGUGGCUGUUCGAUGAAUCGUCGUUGAGGGACGUUUCGAGCUGGAACACGAUCAUCAGCGGGCUUAUGCGGCAUGGGCGCGCCACUGAGGCGUUGGAUCGCCUGCAGCAAAUGGUGAGAGCUGGAGUUGCGUUUAGUAACUACACUUACUCCAUGGCGUUUACCUUGGCUGGCUUGCUUUCAUUGCGGGACCUAGGCCGGCAGCUCCAUGGUUGCGUGAUGGUGGCUGUAUUGGAGGAGGAUACGUUUGUCGGCUGCUCUCUCAUGGACAUGUACUGCAAGUGUGGAGAAAUGGAGGCUGCUCUGUCAAUCUUUGAUCGCUGGUCAGAGUUUACAGAGGACAUACAAUUUGCGUGGAGCACGAUGGUCGCUGGGUAUAUCCAGAAUGGCAGGGAGGAGGAAGCUCUUGAGUUCUUCCUCAGGAUGCUGCGUGAAGGAGUUCCUGCUGGGCAGUUCAUCCUCACUAGUGUAGCUGCUGCCUGUGCAAAUGCAGGGAUGGUUGAGCAAGGCAGGCAAGUGCAUGGAUUUGUUGAGAAGCUGGGUCACAGAUUCGAUGCACCAUUAGCGUCUGCCAUCGUUGACAUGUAUUCAAAGUGUGGUAGCCUUGAAGAUGCUUGCAGGAUAUUCGAAAGUGCUCAGGACAAGAAUGUUGCUCUCUGGACUACAAUGCUGUGCUCCUAUGCAACACACGGGCAAGGAAGAAUGGCAUUAGAGAUCUUCAGCAGAAUGAAGGCUGAAAAGAUCACGCCAAAUGAGAUAACCCUUGUCGCUGUUCUAUCUGCUUGUAGCCAUAGUGGUUUGGUCAGCGAGGGAUACCACUACUUCAACCUUAUGCAGGAAGAGUAUGGAAUUGUUCCAAGCACUGAGCACUACAAUUGCAUGGUUGAUCUUUAUGGACGAGCUGGGCUACUCGGCAAAGCAAAGAAUUUCAUUGAGGAAAACAAGAUCAGCCAUGAAGCUAUUGUUUGGAAGACUUUGCUGUCAGCUUGUCGACUUCACAAGCACAUUGAGUAUGCAAAAUUGGCUUCUGAAAAGUUGGUUCAACUAGAACAAUAUGAUGCUGGAUCAUAUGUUCUGAUGUCAAACAUGUACGCCACCAACAGCAAAUGGCUUGACACUUUCAAGCUCAGAAGUUCAAUGAGGGAAAGGAGAGUCAGAAAGCAGCCAGGUCAAUCAUGGAUCCAUCUGAAAAAUACCGUGCAUAGAUUUGUUGCACUGGACGUGUCUCACCCGAGAUCGGCUGAAAUUUAUGCUUACUUGGAGAAACUGAUGGAGAGGCUGAAGGAAAUGGGGUACACAGGUAGAACUGAUCUUGUUGUACACGAUAUUGAGGAGGAACAGAGAGAAACAUUUCUGAAGUUCCACAGCGAGAAACUUGCUAUUGCAUUUGGGAUCAUCAGCACCCCUGUUGGGAUGCCACUUCGGAUCUUCAAGAAUCUGCGUGUUUGA